GGCACUCGCUCCGCCCCUCCUGGCACUGACGCCUGGAAACAUGGUGGCUUCCUGCUCCUCCAGCCCGGCAUUCAUUGCCGCGGCUGGGAUGUUGCUCUUGUCCUGCGGCAGCUUGGCUACUAGUGAGAUCGAGGAUCAAGCAGAGGAGUUCUUUAGAAGUGGCCAUACAAACAACUGGGCUGUUUUGGUGUGUACAUCUCGAUUCUGGUUUAAUUAUCGACAUGUUGCAAAUACUCUCUCUGUUUAUAGAAGUGUCAAGAGGCUAGGUAUUCCUGACAGUCACAUUGUUCUGAUGCUUGCAGAUGAUAUGGCAUGCAACCCCAGGAAUCCCAAACCAGCCACAGUGUUUAGUCACAAGAAUAUGGAGCUAAAUGUAUAUGGAGAUGAUGUGGAAGUGGAUUAUAGAAGCUAUGAGGUAACUGUGGAGAAUUUUUUACGGGUAUUAACUGGAAGGGUCCCACCUAGUACUCCUCGGUCAAAACGUCUUCUUUCUGAUGAUAGGAGCAAUAUUCUUAUUUAUAUGACAGGACAUGGUGGAAAUGGAUUCUUAAAAUUUCAAGAUUCUGAAGAAAUUACCAACAUAGAACUUGCAGAUGCUUUUGAACAAAUGUGGCAGAAAAGACGCUACAAUGAGCUGCUUUUUAUUAUUGAUACUUGUCAAGGAGCAUCCAUGUAUGAGCGGUUUUAUUCUCCUAAUAUAAUGGCUCUAGCUAGUAGCCAAGUGGGAGAAGAUUCUCUCUCGCAUCAACCUGAUCCUGCAAUUGGAGUCCACCUUAUGGAUAGAUAUACAUAUUAUGUCUUGGAAUUUUUGGAAGAAAUUAAUCCAGCAAGCCAAACAAAUAUGAAUGAUCUUUUCCAGGUUUGCCCCAAAAGCCUGUGUGUGUCUACUCCUGGACAUCGUACUGAUCUUUUUCAGAGGGAUCCUAAAAAUGUCUUGAUAACUGAUUUCUUUGGAAGUGUACGGAAGGUGGAAAUCACAACAGAAACUGUUAGUUUGCAGACAGAUUCAAGAAUCAUGGAAAGCAGCCCUAAGGAAGACUGGAUGGACGAGGAGCUAAUUGAACCCCUAAAAUAUGCUGAACAACUUCCUGUAGCUCAGAUAAUACACCAGAAACCAAAGCCGAAAGACUGGCAUCCUCCAGGGGGCUUUAUUCUGGGACUGUGGGCGCUCAUUAUCAUGGUUUUCUUCAAAACUUACGGAAUUAAGCAUAUGAAGUUCAUUUUCUAGACACAAGGAUCUAUGAAGACUGUGUGGAAGACUACAGCCUUGGAAAAUAUUUUGUCAUUAUGUCUUUUUGAAAAAUACAUUGCUUCUGUGUAAAUUGGCAAAAAAGCAUAUGGAAACUACAUUUGAAUAAACCUAAUUCUAUAAGUAAUUAUAAUUCAUGUACUUAAUGGCAUUGAAUAACACUUGUGUUUUAUAUGUUGUAAUGUGAGUCAAGACAUUAGAAUAUACUUACUCUUUCCUGAAAAUAACAAUUUCCCCCUAUCAACUUUUUCAUGGGACUGGAGCGAUAGCAUAGUGGGUAGGGCGUUUGCCUUACACACGGCCGACCUGGGUUCGAUUCCUCCGCCUCUCUCAGAGAGCCUGGCAAGCUACUGAGAGUAUUCAAUAUGCCAAAAACAGUAACAAGUCUCACAAUGGAGACGUUACAGGUGCCCACUCGAGCAAAUUGAUGAGCAAUGGGAUGACAAUGACAGUGACAGUGACAACUUUUUCAUCUGUACAAGAGAUAAGACAAUGUUAAGGGUUGCAGAAAUAGCAGAAAGGUCUAGAGUACAUGCGUUACAUGCAUGAGGCCCCAAGUUCAAUUCCUGGCAAUUCAUGCUGCCUGCCCUCAGCACCACUGAGGUGGCCCUGAUAGCCACCAGCACCACUUGGACCAGGCAGCAGCAUUGAACUCUAACAUUGAACCCUCAGUACUUCCCAGCUGAGGGUCACUGGACCUGACCCCUGACCCCCACUCCUCAACACCACUGAGGGAAGCAGGAAAGAAAAAAAUAUUGACUUUCCCAUAAUCCCCUAAAGUAGAAAGUAUGGGGGAACUUGUUUGCCAUAGAGGCGGGGGGAGAAUUGGAAAGGGGAGGGGAGGUAUACUGGGGACAUUGGUGGUGAAGAAUGUGCAUUGGUGGAAGGAUGGGUAUUUGAUCAUUGUAUGACUGAAACUCAAACAUGAAAGUUUUUUAACUAUCUCAUGGAGAUUCAACAAAAGAGAAAAAACAAACAAACAAAAACCAACAAACAAGCAAAAAAAAAAAACUAUUGACUUUAAAUGCUAAGGCAGGCAUUUUUCCACUGAAUCACAUUCCCAGCUCUUCUUUAAUAUGUUUCUAUUUUACUAUCAUUCGUGGAAUUCUGUAGCUUUUAUUAUAUCUAUAUAUAGAAAAAUGGUUUCUUAAAUCUAUGGCCUCCAGUACCAUAAUUAGUUUACCUGGAAAAUUUCAAAUCUUUGGGAAUUUGAAAGCUCCUUACGUUGAAUAUUUUGUGAUUCUCUAGAAUUAGUUAUUUCCUCUUCAUUUUUCUUAAUGGAAGAAGACUUUAUUUCGUUCUGUUGUAAAUCUUUCCUGUUGAAUGAAUCUACACUUUUUUGAGACAAUCCAAAAGUGGGUUGACUCUGGAAAAUUUAUGCACACCCCUUACUUUUGUUAGACAAGAAGCAGGAGCUUACAUCACUUGCUGAUUAUUUAGCUCACUAGUCAUUUUCAGUUCUUUCUUUAACUGAAAAUGGUAUUUUGCUGGCAGCACAACUUAUUGGUUUUUUUCCUUAAAAACUUUGUAUAUAAAGGGGAAAACCCUUGAAUGUUGAGUGUUCAUGUUCCAUGAAAUACAUUUUUAUGCUUAUAAAAGAACUUACUCUAAUUGUCUUUAUUCAUUAUAAGAUCUAUUCUGUCAUUGUAGGUAUCAUUAAGAAAACCAGUCUUGGGGCAGGAGCAAUAGCACAGCAGAUAGGGUGUUUGCCUUGCACAUGGCUGACCCAGGUUCGAUUCCCGGCAUCCCAUAUGGUCCCCUGAGCACCACUAGGAGUAAUUCCUGAAUGCAGAGCCAGGAGUAACUCCUGUGCAUCACCGGGUAUGACCCAAAAGGAAAAAAAAACAUUCUUUCUCCAUAUGAUAAUCUUUUAAAAUUAAUAUUCCUUAGUAUCAACUUUUUUUAACUUUUAAAGUAUCAUCCUCUAUUUACAUGUAAAUUGGUCACACUUUUUAUAGGCUCAGAAUUGACUGAGUUAUCUCCCAAGUUAGAACAAAUUAUAUUGAAGUUUAUUGCCAGCUCUGAAUAUUCGUUUUCACUGAUUUUCUUUUCUCUUUUUCAGUGCCUGGAAUUGAACCCAGGUCCUCAUACAUUCCAGGCAUGUGCUCUACUAAUGAGCCCCUUUCUUUCCUGGCCCCUUUUUUGCUGAUAUUUUUUCCUUUUGGUGCAUUAGACAACGGAAGAACAAACAAAUUUAUUUGAUUAUCUGAAGAAGGAUAACAAUGCUUGUCCAUGGAAAGAGAUAGAAGGAAAAUUCUAACACAAAUAGUUGGAUCAUUAGUUCCAUUAGGAAAUUAAAAGUUGACCACAUCACCCUCCACACAUUAAUGUAACGUCAUGAGCACUGCAGUGAAGUGGAGCUACUUAGAAUAAAAGUAAAGGAAAUGUGAUUGUUCUUGAGCCUAGGUAAUUUUGUUUGAAUAUAAUCAUAUAUACUCUGAUGGUAAAGACUGUUUAAAAGUAAAAGAAAUUCUCUUUGGAAGUUCUACUUAGUUAAAACCAAACUGGGAAAAAAACAAUAUUAGAUGUAAUAUACAGGGUUAAGUUUGUCCAAGCAAAAUUUCCAAGGGUAAUCAUUUCUCUUUUUGUUCAUUAUUACAUUUUUAGAAUAUAGAUAAAGUAAAAGUCUUCAAAUACAUUAAAUGUUUAAUUUAUGACCAUCAUCAUUUUACAUAAAGUAUAUUUUGCCUUCAAUAAUAAGUGAAUCACUCUAUGUGGUAAGUGGGUAAUGCUGUUCAGUGCUGUUAAGUGGCCCAGAUUUUAAAUUGUAAUCUAAAAGCACAUUCUUAAAUACAGUCUACUUGGCUCACAGCUGAGCAACUGAAAAUUGUCUUCUUUUUUGCCUGUUCUUAUGAGGGUCUUAUGAGAUAAUGUUAUAUGACAGAACACUUUGGAAAUUGUAAAUGUUUGGUGGUGGUGAUUUUAUUUUUGCUUAGGAAGAUAGGACUCUGUGGAAUAGUUCUCGUGUCCCUCUUUCUUUUCCUCUUCUCUACCUUUCUAAGCAGAUUGGUGUGAUUUUGUUCUCUUUGGCAGUCCUUCUCUCCUCCCCUGUGUCGUCCUUUAGGGAGAAAUGGAAUAUAGAUAAAUGGGUCCCACCAGACAGGUUUUGACCUUUUGGGGGGAGGGAUUGUGUGUAAUGAAACCAUCUUGCAGAGGUGGCUUGCAUGUGAUAAACCAAAUGACGGUGGAUUUUGAAAUUCCAAAGCAGAUUCAUUUACAAUUUAAGAAAGGGAAAUGUAGUUUGGAUGCAAAGCUGAUUAAAUUGGAUCAAGAAAAAUUAGAAUUAAAUACAUAAGUAAUGUAUAUAUUUAUGAUUUCAAUUUUUAUAUAUCCUCAGCUAGUGGAAAAUGAUGAUUCCCACAACAAGCAUAACUCAGCUUGUUUCUGCUUACUGAGUAUUUUCCACUGUGGUGUAUGUUGAUAGCAUUUCUUUCAUUAUGUAUGUUGUAUAGCAGUUAUAGUUACUGUGGGAAUAGUAAUUUGAAAUUUUUGACUCAUGUGUUUCUGGAAUCUUUACAGCAAGUGUUGCAUUAACAUAGACCUUUUUCCAUUGGUUUUUACCAAAAUUAAAUCCAUCUGUAGCAGAUACUGUUUUAACUUGUGAAAGACAUAUUUUAUAAAGAUACCACGAGGUAAUACUGUAAAAUGAGAUCGGUAUCCAUUCUGGUUUUAUGGAAUCAGCAGUGUUAUCCCAGUGUCAAAUUCCCUAUCAGUGAACAUUUAAGAACAUAAAGAGAGUUUUCUCCCA
Molecule: messenger RNA, 4997 nt
Organism: Sorex araneus (European shrew)
Lineage: Eukaryota; Metazoa; Chordata; Mammalia; Eulipotyphla; Soricidae
Gene: PIGK
Product: phosphatidylinositol glycan anchor biosynthesis class K
Exons: 11
Coding region: 41-1228 (395 amino acids)
Biological process (GO): proteolysis; protein localization to cell surface; attachment of GPI anchor to protein
Cellular component (GO): GPI-anchor transamidase complex
Molecular function (GO): GPI-anchor transamidase activity
Source: RefSeq, a predicted model, not a curated record